UCCAUGGAGUUUCCCGUCGCGGAGUUCUGGUAUCUCCUGUGUCUGGUGUGUUUUUUAACGCGGUUCAAAGUUCAAAACAUUGAAAGUCCCAUUCUUUAUGUACGCAAAUGCAGCUAUGACCACAAAAGCUGAGAUCACUCCUACAACGGCUCUCGGACUGCUUCUAGUCACUUUUUGCGUAGCCCAGCUUCAGGUUGAAGCUACGGAGAUCACGCUGCUCGAAAUUUCCAAAUCGGUGAUCAAGAGUCUGACCAACUGCGACGAGAAGAAUGUGACUUUGAGUGUGUGCCUGAAGAAGAGGUCCGUGAUCUUGCUCGAUAAGUACUCGCGGGCCCCGGAUCCGAUCAGUUUGAUGAGCGAUUCUUUGAGUCUGGUGAAAAGCGAAGUCUCGGUGAAUUCGACGGAGAGCAACCGGUCGAUGGGCGAUUCUGGUUUGACGCCGGAAAAACUGGACGAGUACCUGCCCGCGGAAGAAAGCUCUCGUCAGAGGGUGCUUGACGCUUUACUCGUGGGUUCCGUCUCAAAGUUUCUUCAGUCUCGAUCUCUUCAAGUCAAGCUGCCUCAGUUUUUGGCCCGCUACAUUAGUUCCGGAUUAGACGAAGGUCGAGGAAAAAAGGCGGAAAAGUACUACGGGGCUUUCAUUCUGGGAGCGAUGUUGGUGGCAGGGACAUUGAUCCCGAUCAAGAUGGGGACGCUCGCGCUCAUGAGUGGAAAAGCGUUGAUGACCAGCAUGCUAGCCCUCACCCUUGCAGGGAUUGUAGCUGUCAAGAAGCUCAGCGAGCAACCACCCAAACCUGGGACGACAACUUACGAGGUAAUCAACGUCCCUGCAGGAGGGGGUGGUCACGGACAUCACGGACGAAGUUUGCCACUUUCGACGAUACCACCGGAGAUCCUUGAAUCCGCACAUCUGCCCAAGAUUGUCAGCCCUCAAUCGGAUACUGGUCCUUACUCUGCCUAUAAAAGUUACGUUUAUAAUGACUCAGUCAAUAUGGAAUCUGACUAUGUCUCGUGAUACUUGAUAUAGAGUCGAGCUAUUUUGAACUGUGCGAAUUUUAACUUUAAGUUUAAUUUUCAAUUUUAAACGUACUGAUAAUUUUUGAAGCAUAUGCCCGUUUGAUCCCUACCUUGAAAACUUCUCGUUCCGUGAUUCGCUUUUAAAAAUAAUGUUAAUACUUUUUACACAUUUUCAGCAGUCAGCUCUAAAAUCAGUUGUCUUAGUUCGAGUCCAAUGAUACUGCAACUUAGUGGCAGUUAAAGUAUUUUAGAGUGAAUUGAGUUGAAAUAUAGAUCCCAAAUUAGAGUCAAAGUUGCAUGUAUUUAUAUGGAAAAUAAUGAUCCUUGCCAUUAGGACAUAAACUCUAUAACGGUGUAUUUUUAAUAGUAUCAGGGCCCAGGUCACAAUUAAGACAGUUUCGAAUGAUUUUAAUAUGUUUGGGACGUACUGAAAUCAAAAUGAAAUAUCUCUCUUGUGACAUGAGCCCUCUCAUGCAUUUACUCUUAUGGAUCUCAAGGUCUAUAAUUUUCUUACCUUAGAAAAAUUAUUCAUUAGUUCAGUUUCUCAGAUUUUUACAAUAGUACACGAGUGCUAACUUGACACAAUCAAACCACGAUUGUAAUUUACAUUAAACAACUCCCUGUGCUGACUUCCCAAUUCCCAUGCUACCUCAGCAUUCAAUUACGCUAAAAUGCCUUUUUUUCCUCGUCUUGUGUCCUUAACUCACGAGAAAGUCUAGGGAAUCAUCCAACAGACUUUUUUUUUUAAAAAAAUUGAAACUAGGGUGAUGUCUUUUGUGUAAAAAUCUUUGGUAUUUUGAUGUUCCCCCGUUUAUGAUAGAGGUCAGGCUGUAAAUAAAGUUUUA
Molecule: messenger RNA, 1862 nt
Organism: Bemisia tabaci
Lineage: Eukaryota; Metazoa; Arthropoda; Insecta; Hemiptera; Aleyrodidae
Cellular component (GO): membrane
Source: RefSeq, a predicted model, not a curated record